Molecule: messenger RNA, 3101 nt
Organism: Acanthochromis polyacanthus (spiny chromis)
Lineage: Eukaryota; Metazoa; Chordata; Actinopteri; Pomacentridae
Exons: 2
Coding region: 1119-2318 (399 amino acids)
Source: RefSeq, a predicted model, not a curated record
UUAAAUCACAUUCCUCUAAACAAUUUACAGUCGUCUUCAAGAGACCGAUGAUUUUUAGGUACACCGCCUAUUGAAGAAAAACACCUCUUCAUAAUGUUGUCUAUGGCUCCAUCUUGUGGUUUAAUGCAUACUUGUCAUUAAAGCUGUGUCAGUGAGUGAACACUUCUUGUGCUUGUGGCCAUUCAGCAUGUUCUUUCUUUCUUCUCAAUUUUUUAUCUCUCCUCUCCAUAAUGUAUUUCACUUUUGCGCGUGAAAAAAUAUCCCUGAAUACCUGCUCCAAUCCCCUCUUUCCCACAAAGUGUGGGUUAAAUCCGCAUCUUCUGUGAUUUGUCAUCUGAGUCUUUCCGAUGACAUUUCACUCUUUGGUGCUGUCUGGUUCUCCGAUUGGAUCGAAAUGAAAGAGACUCCACUGGUUAAACUUUGACCACAGCACAAUCACCUGGCAGGCAGAGAGAGGAAGAUACAGAUUGAGCACAUUAAAACUGAUCCGCCUUAAGUAAUGUGGCAUCUAUAAGGAUCUCCAGUUUGUGUCCUGAAACUUUUCUCAAAAGUUCCCUUUUGGACUAGAACUAGGUUUAAUCCAUGUCUUGGAAACUGGCUGUGAAUGUCAAACAUUCUGCAUUGUCAAAAAUCCAAACUUUAGACUUGUGGCCUCAUGUGGUUUUACUGCUCAAAUAUUGUGUGCAGGUUACGACGCUGAUUGUGUGUGUUUCACACUUUGUGCCCAUGGCCACCAUCUAUUUCUGUGGUUCCAGUUAUGUGUGACUGUCUUUAGGAAUGAGCCUGACUAUAUUACACCCUGGUCCCUCCCCCAGAAGCUGUGCUAAAGUAACAGCUGAUGUCAGUCCUGCUUAAAGACAUGCACACACAUACACACCCGCAUUACAACCUGUCUACCAUUAGGCAGUACCGUCAAAGACACAGCAGAGAGCCAGCCAAAGGGGAGGAGGGUUCCUACAUCUUCCUCUGCCCACGACACAUCAGCACUUGGCAGAGAGGAGGCUCCAUACCACGCUCACAAAUCCACAAUAUCAACCUUUAAUCCCAAGUUACAGCAGACAGAAAAGGGGAGGGCAGUUAUCUAAGGCUCUCAGCACCCUCAUGUACCUUCUUGGAUCAUGGAGCUGCACUGUCUUCCUACCGAGACCCCCACCACAGCCAGCUCCUGCUCCACGGACCCCCUGUACGACAACUGCCCACCUUUUGCCCAGCGAGAGAGGGGCAGGGAAAAGGAAAUGGAAAGUAGGGUUGUCUGCCCUGCCGUAACCAGACUCCCAGGCUCCUGCAGCCCUCUGCCUGGUCUGGCCCCAGCUGUAGCUGAGGUUCAGGCAGUGGUCGGCGGGGGAAGAGGGCCUGGCGCCUGGCCAGGUCACAGCUACUGCAGCUGUAGAGGAGGCCUGGGAAGACUGGCCUGGGAAGCAGAGCUGGGCCCAGGCAUGAACAGGGCAAGAGGAGGAGAGAGAGGAGGAGAACAGGGAUGUAGCUGGGGAGCAGAGGACAGAACUCAGCUGAGCCAGAAUCCUAGCCGAUCAGAGAGCGAGGAGCACCGGAGCGCUCUGUCUCUGUACGAUAACCUCCCUGACACUGUAACAGACAGCCUCCAGGAAGCCUCUGACAUGGAAACAAGCCUACAGGAACACUUGCAGGAGCAGAUGUACCAAGCAUGGACCCCUGAGCAGAUCCAGGGACUGAUGGAAGGCGACGAUGUGAGUGAGGAGAGGAGCCCCUGGUCCUCUUGUGAGAUCGUCCUCGCUAAAAGUUGUUCUAGUAACCAGGACCAAGACAAGGAGCAGGAGCCAGAGCUGGACUCAGGUUCCUGUGGAUUUUUGCAGGGGGAACUGAUGCUGCACCCCCAGACCCCGAUGUCACCUCCAGAACAUCUUACAGCGAAUUCCCCUCAGCUGUGCCACAGUAAACCUGCUCUGGGUGCUGAAGCCCCAAAGCAGCCAUCAUGGUCUCCCAGGGUGCCCCCUCCAGUACCCCUGGCUGACCCCUCAGCCAGCGCUCUUCGAAGCCUCCUCACGAGCCUCCAGCAGCAGAUAGUCAGACAGAGGGAGGAAUACGAGGCUCGGAUAAUCAGCCUAGAGCAGAGAAAUGAGGAGCUGCAGGUGGAGGUCGUUCGCUUGAAAACAAACCUCACACAGCAGCGGCAUUGGUACCAGGCUGUCCAGAUUAAGAUUGCGGAGUCUGAAAAGGCCCGAUCUGCUGCAGAACUACACAAUGCCACACUGCAGAGGGAGAUGGAGCAGUUCUUUGACACCUUUGGAGAGCUCAACAACGAGGCAAAGAAGACGGAAUACAUCGUCAAGAGCUUCUGAGAAAAGAUUACGUGUACGGUGUUUGAUGGCAUGAACAGUGUGUGUGCAAAGGCCAGGAAAUGAAGGCAAAAGACGAGCUGGUCUUUAAGCUCUAGCUAAGAUCUUUUUACAGUAAUGUGUCACUAUGUAGAACAUUUCCUACCCGAGUUGGGAAGAUUUAAGCGAUGUUCAGUUGUUUCCUCAUGGAGAAUCUGAGAAUUACAAAAACAUCAAUGAAAGAAAAAAAAAAUCACUGAUGUCCACUUUAUUAGUUGAGUAUGGGCAAAAGAUGUUGGCCAAGUGAUAAUAUGGUGGUCAUUGCAAUCACAUACGACAUCUCUGGAAAUAAAAGCAGGAACAAACUGUGAGAUGUACAGUGUAUACAAUGGCGUCCUUUUCUGCUAAGAUUUUAGAGACCGAGUUGGCCACUUCUUGGGUAAUUUAAGGCAUGACUGAAAGAAUAAGGUCAUGGUUGUGUACAACACGGUGCAUAAGUCCUCAGUGACUUCGUAGUGUCAUAUUUCUGCAUGUCCAUCACACUGUGCAAUCAGUUAUGCAAAAAGCAGCACUGCAGUCCAUUUCCAAGGUUCAUCUUUAAAGUUUCAAGGUCCAGAUUCUGACUCAGGACUCCAGAGUCUCCAAAGUCUCAUUCGCAUCUUAAACCACGUCUGCUUUUUGUUGCUUGGCAAACUUUCUCCAAAGACUUUUCCUUUACAGUCGGGGUGACUGACGUCUUUCAGGAUGAUUCAAAGGAGAUAAUAAGGAAGUGUGCUGCACAGUACAUUUUGGUAACACAUACACACA